This is a messenger RNA of Erythranthe guttata (spotted monkey flower), 1768 nucleotides long. It is a transcript of the gene RIBA3, whose product is annotated as monofunctional riboflavin biosynthesis protein RIBA 3. The record is from RefSeq and is a predicted model, not a curated record. Gene Ontology annotation, molecular function: 3,4-dihydroxy-2-butanone-4-phosphate synthase activity; GTP cyclohydrolase II activity. Lineage: Eukaryota; Viridiplantae; Streptophyta; Magnoliopsida; Lamiales; Phrymaceae. Gene Ontology annotation, biological process: riboflavin biosynthetic process. Gene Ontology annotation, cellular component: cytosol.
AAAAUUUAAUUAAAACCUGCCAAAACACACACAUACACACACAGAGCAGCCAUGGAUUGCAUUGGUUUCCACCAAUCAUCGUUUACUCAUACUUUCAUCAACCCAAAACCUUCAAAUUUCACUUUUAAUAACGCACCGUUUAUUUAUCGUCAUAAUAGAAGUAUAAAUAAUGCAUUGAAGCUCACAAGUACGUGCUGCUGUGCCGUUGGAUUAUCAUCAGGAGAAUCAUCGUCUUCCCCUUCGAUUAAUUUUGCAACAGUCGAAGCUGAAAUAACUCAAGAAACCAUCGAUUUCUUUUCUAGCGAUGCAGAGGGCGAUCCUGACCGUCCAUCUCCCGGCUACUCUUCCAUCGAACAAGCCCUCGUCGCAUUGCGCCAAGAAAACUUCGUGAUUGUUGUAGAUGAUGGUGAAAGUGACGAUGAUAACGUUGAAGGAAGCCUUGUAAUGGCAGCUUCACAUGUGAGCUCAAAGGCUAUUGCUUUCAUGGUGAAGCAUGGUUCGGGUAUAGUUUCGGUCGGGAUGAAAGACGACGAUCUCGAGAGAUUAAAGCUCCCUCUGAUGUCACCGGAAAACGACGACGGUUCUUCCUCCGCUCCUUCGUUUACGAUCACAGUGGAUGCAAAAGUUGGAACAUCGACCGGUGUGUCGGCUUCAGACAGGGCGAAAACUGUCCUUGCUCUCGCAUCUUCUGAAUCCAGAGCUGAUGAUUUCGUAAGGCCGGGCCAUGUUUUCCCCUUGAAGUACAAAAACGGGGGCGUUUUACGAAGAGCGGGCCCCACUGAGGCUUCUGUGGACUUGGUGACCCUGGCUGGUCUAAGGCCCGUUUCGGUUCUCUCAGCGGUAGUUGACUCGGAAGAUGGUUCAAUUGCUUCAAUGGCCGUCUUACGAAAUUUGGCAUCGGAGCAUAGCAUUCCAAUUGUUUCGAUCACGGAUCUCAUAAGGUAUCGGAGAAAGCGGGAAAAAUUGGUCGAAAGAAGUGCGAUUUCGAGUAUGCCGACUAAAUGGGGUUUAUUUCAAGCGCAUUGUUAUCGUUCGAAACUUGACGGAACGGAGAACAUUGCCAUUGUAAAGGGAGAAAUUGGGAAUGGACAAGAUGUACUAGUAAGAGUGCACUCCGAGUGUUUAACCGGUGAUAUUUUCGGUUCGAGGCGGUGCGACUGUGGCAGUCAAUUAGAUUUAGCAAUGCAGUUAAUUGAGAAAGAAAAAAGAGGUGUUCUCGUUUAUCUUACGGGGCACGAGGGGCGUGGAAUUGGGCUAGGUCACAAACUAGAUGCCUAUAAUUUGCAGGACCAAGGCCACGACACGGUGGAAGCAAAUAUCGAGCUUGGUUUUGCUGCCGAUGCACGUGAAUAUGGGAUUGGUGCCCAGAUACUACACGACAUCGGAGUUCACACGAUGCGAUUAAUGACAAACAAUCCAGCAAAAUAUACCGGUUUAAAAGGUUACGGUUUGGCAGUUGUUGGCCGUGUUCCUGUCCUAACUCCAAUCACGGAAGACAACAAGCGAUAUCUCGAGACGAAAAGAACGAAAAUGGGUCAUAUAUAUGGAUCCGAUCUAAAAAUCCCGAUUACCGAAUUCGUACGAGAACUCCCUGAUCUUUAGGUAUAUAUAAUUUUUUUUAUUUCUUUUAUUUUUUAAUUUUUAUUACAUUCAACAAAUACAUGCUAUUUAUUCUUACAUUGUGAAAAUAUUACUCAUGUUUCAAAUUCGGUAACAUCAUGUAAAGAAGUUUAUACAAAAUGAAUUGCAAUAGUUAUAUUUGCUGAAA